AUGUCUGCAAUGAACCCAUUACUCUCGUUUUUAUUCAACCACCCCAACCCAUCGCAGAAGUUUCGAGACCAGGUGGCGCAGCUGGCGCACUCCAACUACGCCAUUCUGGUGCCGCAAAUAUCGCUGGACGACCACUGCGACGCGGAACUGACGCCGGAAGCGGUAUUUUCGCAUGUGAUUCGCAUCUCGCACACGGGAGAAAACCAGAGAGCGCGAUACUUUGCGUCGGCCAACGGCCGCACGGUGAUCUUCAAAAACGAUCAGGUUAUGACCUACCGUGGCUACAAAAAUAACGUCACCGUGAACAUCGUCGACCAGUACGUCUACACGCCAGUGUGCUGGUACCUGCCCCGAACCUGCUUCCAGAACUUUCUGGUCUACGAGAUCUCCGGGUAUCUGACGGAGAAACCGCUGCCCGAAGCGCCCAAAGAAAUAGACCAGAAUCAGUACGAUGGACCCAGCUUUGAGGACAUUCUGCUGAUCUACCCAAACGUAGGAAGACAGCUCUCGCGACUACUGGCAACCACGUUCGAUAACUACACCAGCACGGCAGCCAACACGGAGGAGCUGGAUCUCGAAUUUGAACGAGCCACAGACAGAGCUAUUGAGUACGUCCAGGCAAUAGACCCGCUGAUGGUGAGAAGGAUUAUCGAGGAACAACGACUGACAGAAACUCAAUUGGAAAAGAAGAUUGACGAGUACGUGGAGAGCCAGCUGUCGCGAAAGCUGUGGAAUGCAUUGAUCGCCUUGCGAACCAAUGAGGAUGGACCUCUUGACCAGGCUGUGGAGAGCAUUAAGUAUCUCUCUUUGAAUCAAGUUGAUCUUCCGGAGAAUGAAAAGCACUGGGAAGCCAAGGUUGUGGCUGCUGCCAACGUUCUUCAGACCCUGGCCAACACUUCUACAAACGAGUCGUUGCCAUGCAAUUGUCGAUUCUUAGAAAACACUCUCAUGAAGUGUAUUGAUACGCUAACAGAUGACUCGAUUCAGGUCAAUGCUGACGUUCUGGUCUCCCUACUUCUAGUGGUGGUUGCACGGGCAAACAUUUCGCAUCUAAACUCGACUAUUUAUUACAUUCGGUCCUUCUCGUCCAACGCCGUGGACUCUGGAAAGCUGGGAUACAUGCUUAGUACUCUCGAAGCUGUCAUGUACCACAUUGGCGAGAACAGAGAGCAGCUCGAGGCGAUUUCUGAGGCCAACAGAUGGUUCUUUGAACGGGUUGAAAAGGGCGAUCUCACAGAAUUUGACUUUGAGCGUCCUUCUAUGAAAUCCGGUCUACAACGAGACGAUGCUGAUUGGAAGACGGUGUUUGCAGCCACGAACCCUGCUGGAGAAAGUGCGCUCAUGUGCGCUGUAUCUUCUAAUCAACAGAGCUCUCUGACUUGUCUUUUGGACCAUUUUGGAUACACCCAAGAAGAUAUACUUGCCGAUAGAUCGGUUCAAGGAAGCACUCUCCUGGUGUCUGCAUUGAGAACCGAGAAUGAAGACAUCAUCAAGCUUGUCCUUGACAGAGUUAGAGACUGUGCUGAUCUGGCUCACUACUUGUCUGUUGGUGAUGAGUAUGGACGGUCCGUGGGACACUACUUUUUCCAUUCUCUGUAUCUGCAACAGCAGGUUGGAAGCCUCAUCAACUGGACGGCGCGUGAUAACCAGGGUCAGACGCCUCUUUCUUCAUUGUGCAGAUCUUACGAUAACCCCGAUUAUCAUGCUUUGUUCAAGAACGCUCUCAAGACGUGCCUAGAUGCCACUGGUAUGGUUGAUUUGAGAGUCCAUACCGACGCCAAGGGAAACACUCUUCUGCAUACUGUGAGUGACGAGAAGGUUCUCAGCACGCUGUUGAACCAUCCUGAUGUGCUGGUGAACGUCAAUCAACCCAACAAGCGAGGUAUGACGGCACUCAUGGCUCAUGCCAAAUAUGCACGGUUGAAGGCGAUUGAGGUGCUGUGCAAAGACCCUCGUAUCGACUUUGCACCCACAGACAACAAGGGCAUGAAUGUGUUUGACAUUGCACGCGACCGGCGCACUGCCGAUUUUUUGGACGAGUGCUACAUGUCGUUGCAGCCCAAUCUGGGAGAAACCGACAAAUACUGCGAGAUUCUACGGUCUGUGAUUGCGGAUGGCGAGCUGUGUUUUGUUAUCAAAACUCGGCAGGAUGGGAAAUUGUCUGCUGUGAGACGUCCUUACAGCGACUUUGUGUUUCUGCAAAAGUGGCUUGCACAUGAGCAGCCCCUUUCGUGGUUCCCUGCUCUCAUGACGCCCACCAACCCUUUUGCAAUUCCGCACCGGCCGUCUCGUGAGAUUCUUCAUGCUAUGCACCUGCGGCUGAACCUAUUCCUCAGAACGCUUUUAUUGCACCCGACCUUCAGCAACCAUGAGCUUCUGUGGGAGUGGCUUCUUGUGCAGGACAUUAGCCACACGCAUCUGGCGGAGCGCACGACCAAGAAGCUCGAAAACAAGAAGGAGAAGGAUCUGGAGGAGUACAUUAUUCUUGGGGAGCCGGAGAUGGACGAAAUUGAAGGGUUUGUGAGCCAUGCGCUGCAACAGGUGGAUCUCAUGAGAAAGGCUACCAUGAACCUUCAUCAGGCCAGCGUCAAAUUGUGCAAUGCCCAUAGGGAUUACUGCAAGUCUUGGAUGUUGAUGAAGGAGACUGUGGAUGAGCUCAAGGAGAUCCCCGGAACCUCUCCCAGAGAGAACAUUAUUGCCAAUCUGUCGUCGGCCAUGGUUACGCUUGGGGACACCUUCCGAAUCAACAACUCGUCGCCGUUUGUCUUCUCUUGCUACAUUGAGUCGCUUCAGAACAUGGCUGACGCCACUACUCUGGCUUUGGCCCAUCCUUUAGCUCAAAUCUCGCAUUUGAGACUCCAGCAAAUGCUGUUGGUGAAGCUCCAGGCCGAUGCGGUGGCUCUUUCUGAGAAGAAAACGUUCCGCGACUUUUUCCAUGACAGAGAGAAGGAGAUACGGCUGAUCAAAAACCGUAUCCACAUCACGGAGAACGAAAUCAGACGACUGUCGAUGGAGACCAAGAACGCCCAGAUCACCUUGGCCUCCGAGCUUGGCGGCUUCUACCAGGUCCAUGAGCACGAGCUGACCUUGAGCAUCAAGAACAUUGUUUCUCGCAACAUCAAACGACAUAAGGAGCUACAGGGGGAUUUGGAGGAAAUCCAGCGCAGAUUCAUUUAG
This is a messenger RNA of Yarrowia lipolytica CLIB122, 3177 nucleotides long. RefSeq lists its product as uncharacterized. Gene Ontology annotation, biological process: early endosome to late endosome transport. Lineage: Eukaryota; Fungi; Ascomycota; Dipodascomycetes; Dipodascales. The record is from RefSeq and is a predicted model, not a curated record. Gene Ontology annotation, molecular function: phosphatidylinositol binding; guanyl-nucleotide exchange factor activity; SNARE binding. Gene Ontology annotation, cellular component: tubular endosome; plasma membrane; transport vesicle.